UAAGCCAUUGCAGAAUGGAUGAGAGGCUGAGGGUGGCAGCACAAAAUGGAGAUACGGUCAGCUUAUAUCAAUUAAUUUCGCAGGAUCCUUUCGUUCUAGAGCGUAUUGAUGCGGUACCAUUUGAAGACACUCCUUUACACAUAGCUGCGUCUGCUGGGAGAACCCAUUUUGCGAUGGAAAUUGCAAGUUUAAAGCCAUCAUUUGGCACUAAGCUUAACCGAGAACUGCUGAGCCCCCUGCACCUGGCUUUGCGAAAUGGGCAAAAUGAGACUGUGAGAGCGCUCACAGCAAUAAAUCCCGAGCUUAUUCGCGUCAAAGGAUUGGAGAGAGUUUCUCCCCUGCAUUAUGUGGCUUCCACCGAAAACACCAACAUUUUGGCUGAAUUCCUCUUUGCUUGCCCAGAGGCCAUCAAGGAUCUGACUAUUCAUCGUGAGACUGCUCUGCACAUUGCUGUGAGAACUCGCAAGAUUGGCACUUUUAGGGUGCUGCAUGGAUGGAUCAAAUGGACCAACAGAGAACAGAUCCUAGACUGGAAGGACGAAGAAGGCAACACAGUGCUGCAUAUUGCUGCAUACACUAACCAACCUGAGGCAUGCUGUCAUCCAUUUUAUUCACCUCCUUUUAUGGAUAUAUACAUGAAUUUUUCUAAUUAUUUGUUGUGUUUGUUCGUUACAUAUGCACAGGUUGUGAAGUUGCUUCUUUAUCAAGGGAGCCUUUUCAGUAGUUUAAUGGACUUGAAUGCCAAGAAUUUGGAUGGUCUGACGGCGCUGGACAUCGCUUUGUUACAUGCAAGUGAAUUGGACAACAGAGUAACACAGAUGCUACGCCGUGGUGGGGCUGUAAAAGCUUCUUUGCUUUGUGGAUCUGAAACGCUUGCAGAUUUCCUAAGCGUCAAAUUUUUAUUUCAUGAGACAUGGGUUCGGUCCUUUUGUUGUGCACAAGCAAGUUUGUGCAACAAAAGCCGUGAUUUGAUAAUCGUUGUAGCCGUACUAAUUGCAACGGCAACCUUCCAAGCUGCAGUUAGCCUUCCUGGUGGAAUUUUUGCCGGUGUUGACAAUACACCUACUACUAGCGCCGGCACGAACACAACCCAGAAUGUUUACAAAUCAUUAAAAUACGGUGCUGAAUAUAUCCUUGUAGAUUUCUUUACAUUUGCAAGCUCUACUGCGUUUUCCGUGUCAAUUGGAGUGAUUUAUCUGACUGUAAAACGUCACCCUUUUAGUCUGAUGUUGCCGGCAUCUCUAGUGUUGUUGUUCGUUAGCUAUUGUGCAUCUGCGGUUCUCGUACUGCCGGAUGAUGGAUUCCUUACCUACUUCAUCUUUCCAUUCCAAAUCCUUCUCCUAGGAGGGAUUUUGUUUUUCGGAGGAAGGGUGAGUAGAACUAGACGCAUUCUGCGCAAGUUAGUCCCGCUUCAUACUGAAAUUGAAUGA
Messenger RNA from Malania oleifera, 1430 nucleotides. Its product is annotated as ankyrin repeat-containing protein BDA1-like. The transcript has 3 exons. NCBI's taxonomy places the organism in Eukaryota, Viridiplantae, Streptophyta, Magnoliopsida, Santalales, Ximeniaceae. Bases 15 to 1430 code for a protein of 471 amino acids. Gene Ontology annotation, molecular function: protein binding. The record is from RefSeq and is a predicted model, not a curated record.